Molecule: messenger RNA, 1357 nt
Organism: Drosophila busckii
Lineage: Eukaryota; Metazoa; Arthropoda; Insecta; Diptera; Drosophilidae
Product: opsin Rh4
Exons: 1
Coding region: 28-1182 (384 amino acids)
Biological process (GO): visual perception; G protein-coupled receptor signaling pathway
Cellular component (GO): membrane
Molecular function (GO): G protein-coupled receptor activity
Source: RefSeq, a predicted model, not a curated record
UCGGGAGCGGUGGGUAGCACGUGCAACAUGUUGGACGGUGCGGGGAACGAGCUGUGCAAUGUCAGCGAGAGUCCUGUGCUGCGACCAGAGGCACGUGUAUCGGGCAAUGCAGAUUUACAGUUCCUGGGCUGGAACGUGCCGCCGGAUCAAAUACAAUACAUACCGGAGCACUGGCUAACCCAACUGGAGCCGCCAGCCUCAAUGCAUUAUAUGCUGGGAGUGUUCUAUAUCUUUCUAUUCUGCGCCUCGACGGCGGGCAAUGGCAUGGUCAUCUGGAUCUUUAGCACCUCGAAAUCGCUGCGCACACCUUCGAACAUGUUUGUGCUUAAUUUGGCCGUGUUCGAUUUCAUCAUGUGCUUGAAGGCGCCCAUCUUCAUCUACAACAGUUUUCAUCGCGGCUUCGCCUUGGGGAAUACGGGCUGUCAGCUCUUUGCAGCAAUUGGCUCGUACUCCGGCAUUGGCGCCGGCAUGACCAACGCUGCCAUUGGCUACGAUCGCUUCAAUGUCAUAACAAAGCCCAUGAAUCGCAAUAUGACCUUCACCAAGGCCAUUGUAAUGAACAUCAUCAUUUGGCUUUACUGCACGCCCUGGGUGGUGCUGCCUCUGACGCAGUUCUGGGAUCGCUUUGUGCCCGAGGGCUAUCUAACCUCCUGCACGUUCGACUAUCUGACGGACAACUUCGACACGCGCCUCUUUGUGGGCACCAUCUUCUUCUUCAGCUUUGUCUGCCCCACGCUGAUGAUACUCUACUACUACAGCCAGAUUGUUGGACAUGUGAUUAGCCACGAGAAGGCGCUGCGUGAGCAGGCCAAGAAGAUGAACGUCGAAUCGCUGCGUUCGAAUGUGGACAAGAGCAAGGAGACUGCUGAGAUACGCAUUGCCAAGGCGGCCAUUACCAUAUGCUUUCUAUUCUUUGUCUCCUGGACACCGUACGGCGUAAUGUCGCUGAUUGGUGCCUUUGGUGACAAGAGCUUGUUGACUCCGGGCGCCACCAUGAUACCCGCAUGCACCUGCAAGCUGGUGGCCUGCAUAGAUCCAUUUGUGUAUGCCAUUAGUCAUCCCAGGUACCGCAUGGAGCUGCAGAAACGCUGUCCCUGGCUGGCCAUCAACGAGAAGGCGCCAGAGUCCAGCUCGGCGGCUUCCACAACUACGCAGGAGCAGCAACAAACAACGGCAGCUUAGGCCAGCCCACAAAUUGAUAAAGGAUCUUGCUUAUUUAUUGAAACACGUUGAAGUCUGUAACGAACUGGAACUACCCAUAGCUGUGACUUGGAAUAGAUUCUUCUAAACAAAACGAAUUUGUAAUAUCAAAACUAAUGUCAUUAUAAAAAUGCUCGAGUUCAAUAAAAUAUAUUUG